This is a messenger RNA of Haemonchus placei, 599 nucleotides long. The record is from the annotation of a GenBank genome assembly. Lineage: Eukaryota; Metazoa; Nematoda; Chromadorea; Rhabditida; Trichostrongylidae.
UUGAAAUAUCAGGAGAAUACAGGAUGCCGUUAUGCGUUAUGUCCGUCGAGUGGGGGAAGGCCUUCUAUGCUGUCAAGGCAGAAGCGGUUACCGAAAUCCUGGUCAACCAGGAUGUUCCUUCUCAAUCUUCGAUACUUACAUCACUCUACUUUGCAGAGGGCAUCGUACAGGCGGAUAAUUCGACAGCGCUUGUGGAAAAAUGGCCUGUGUCUAAAUUCGACGAAGACGUGUUCACAUGAAACGGAUUGGUGGCUGUUGCUCUCCUAACUCUAAACGAAACGAGUAUCUUUAGAUGCUCCAGCUACAUGUAUUUUGGACUCCACGAAAACAGAAUAAUGGAUAUCAGCGUCAUUCAACGUCCUGUGAAGAUGGCGAUGCCUGGAUUUGAAAGCUCUGAACGGGGAAAGCUGCCCUACUCUGGUUCGCUGCAGCAAAGCAAUUUUUCCAAGCUCUCAUGAAUUUCUUUGUUGUAUGAGAGGCACCGUUAGUGAUAACUUCAAGCAAAAGCAUCGCUUUGAACAAUAUUUCAAUGAAUGCAUAUUGAUCAAGCCCGCGAAAGUCUACAAUGAAGUGCUUUCAUGUACCCAAAAUCAUCAUGA